CACAGACAGAACCAGAGCUCUACAACCAUGGCUUCAAACGAUUACCCCAGUCUCCCUCGCCAAUCCACCCUCGCUCAAUUGCCCCCCGAAUACCCCGCCGACGCCCAGGAUCAAAUCUCCCAGACCCUCUCCAACUCCCGCCUCAAUCGUCUCGUCGUCCUCGAUGACGACCCCACCGGCACGCAAACAUGCCAUGACAUCUCCGUCCUCACGGUCUGGGACAUUCCCACCCUGACCGAGGAAUUCCGCCAACCCUCCGCCGGCUUCUUCAUCCUCACCAACUCGCGCGCCCUGCCCCCAGCGGAAGCCGAGGUCCUGAUCCGCACCAUCUGCCAAAACGUCUCCCAAGCCGCCCAGGCCACCAACCAGACCGUCGACAUCGUCCUGCGCGGUGACAGCACUCUGCGCGGCCACUUCCCGCUCGAAGCGGACGUCGCCACGGACGUGUUCGGCGCCGCCGACGCCUGGGUCCUGGCACCGUUCUUCUUCCAGGGCGGCCGCUUCACCAUCAACGACGUCCAUUACGUCGCCGAGGGCGAGGACUUGGUCCCCGCCGGGAAGACGCAGUUCGCGCAGGAUGCCACCUUCGGGUACAAGAGCUCCAACCUGAAGGAUUACGUGCUGGAAAAGGCCCCCGGCCGGUUCAGCCCCGCGCAGCUCCAUUCUGUCACCGUCGACGAGAUCCGCACCGGUGGUCCGGACGCGGUACUUCGGAAACUGAUGAGCCUGCCGAAGGGCGGCGUCGUGGUCGUCAAUGCGGCUGCGGAAUCAGAUAUGCAUGUUUUCGUAGCCGGCUUGUUACUGGCCGAAGCCCAAGGAAAACACUACCUCUACCGCACCGGCGCCGCCUUCGUCUCGACCCGUCUCGGCAUCCGCUCCAAACCCCCCAUCUCAGCGCGGGACCUCUCCCUCCCUACCCCGCGCACAACAGGCGGCCUCAUCCUCGCCGGCUCCUACGUCCCCAAGACAACCGCGCAGCUGAAGGUCCUAACCGAUCGACGCGGUCCCAGCGCCCCGUCCCCGAGAGCGGAGAACGAGCAACUCGCCAUCAUCGAGAUCAGCGUCGAAGAGCUGAUCGCGUCUCCGGACAGCGCGGCGCAUGUCAUUGACAGCGUCGUGCGCCAGACAGAGACGUUCUUGUCCGCCGGACGAGAUACAUUGGUUAUGACGAGUCGGAAGCUGAUCACGGGGGGAGACGAGCUUGCGUCGUUGAAGAUUGGGUCGAAGGUGGCGGAGGCGUUGGUUGAUGUGUUGCGGAAGGUGGAGGUGAGGCCGAGAUAUGUGAUUGCGAAGGGCGGAAUUACAUCCUCCGAUGCAGCGACUAAAGGAUUGAAUGUGAAACGGGCCUUGAUUGUCGGACAGGCCGCGCCGGGCGUGCCCUUGUGGCGAUGCGACGAGCCGACUUCUCGACAUCGCGGUGUGCCUUUCGUGGUGUUCCCCGGGAAUGUGGGCAGCGAGACGACGUUAUGUGAUCUAGUGGAGGCGUGGAGUUGAGGAAGAUCCUAUCUAUAGACGGUG
Messenger RNA from Aspergillus steynii IBT 23096, 1518 nucleotides. RefSeq lists its product as uncharacterized. The coding region runs from base 28 to 1494 and encodes 488 amino acids. The record is from RefSeq and is a predicted model, not a curated record. NCBI's taxonomy places the organism in Eukaryota, Fungi, Ascomycota, Eurotiomycetes, Eurotiales, Aspergillaceae. The transcript is spliced from 3 exons.